This is a messenger RNA of Clonostachys rhizophaga, 1209 nucleotides long. NCBI's taxonomy places the organism in Eukaryota, Fungi, Ascomycota, Sordariomycetes, Hypocreales, Bionectriaceae. The record is from the annotation of a GenBank genome assembly.
AUGUCUUCGUUUGUUACUGAGAUGUGGUCGUGGUACGCAGUUACCGUACUCAUUGUACUAGCGAGACUGGCAUCACGGCGACUUCUCUACAAAUCCUUCAAGGCCCUGCAGCUCGACGAUUGGCUCAUGUGUUUCACCCUCAUCAUAUACACCAUUUUGCUCGCCAUUGUCUGGGUACAGACCUACACUCCGACAAACCUUGUUCACCCGGGCGACGAAGUCGGCAUGUCGGACGAGGAAAUAAAGACGAGGGAAUAUGGAUCCAAACUUGUUCUCGUAACUGAACAUUUGACGGUUGUCACUCUCUGGGGAGUCAAGGCUUGUUUGCUGUUGAUGUACUCGCGAUUGACCAUGAGUUUGAGACAAAACCUCCUCGUUAAGUUUGUCGCAAUAUACGUCGCCGCAAGUUUUGUUGUCAUGGAGAUCCUAUGGUUUGUGUGGUGCAGACCCUUCCAUUACUAUUGGAAAGUUCCCCCACCUGAUUUGAAUUGCUCCGCUGAAACCAAUCAUAUGAUCACGCAAGCCGUGUUUAAUAUUUCAUCGGAUAUCAUGAUCAUUUGCCUUCCCAUGCCAGUUCUCAUUCAAUCACAGCUCCCUACGAAGAGAAAACUCAUUCUCUGCAGCGUUUUUGCUCUGGGUGUCUUCACGAUUGUCGCUGCUUCUCUCAGCAAGUAUUACAGUCUGGGCUCACCAUAUGGUACUGAAUGGAUAUUUUGGUACAUCCGCGAGGUUUCUACCGCCAUCAUCACCGCGAACCUGCCCCUCACAUGGACACUUCUUCAGAAGAUCUUUGGCCUGUCAGCUUUUUACAACUCAAGAUACGGAAAGUCCUCCAACCCGCGCACGGCCGAUGCCACCACUGGUGGACGCUUCCGCUCUGCCUAUGGAAAUUUGAGCAGUCGUGUCCGAGACGAGCGCACGCCAAAACGGCCUGAUCCGAACGAGAUCGAAAUCAGCCCAUCGUCCAGCCAGGAGCAAAUCAACGGCGAGUACGGGCUUCCUCUCAAAAUUUGGCAGCAACGAGAAGUGCGUAUCACCACUGAGGAAGUCACAACCCAACAUGGGCGAGCGCUGUCUCACGAUAGUACACCAGGGGUUGUUGAACCUGUCAGUUACACUGUCAAUAAUAGCCCACCUGGGAGCAUCCAUGGUGACAAGUCCGUGGAUGCCGAGAUGGGUGUAGUCACAAAGGUGUCACACGGAGUAUAG